AGUAUAAGGUAUAUUGCUUUUUUUUUUUCAAUCACAAUACAUUUAAGGAGCAAGGAGACUAGGUAUAGAAGGUAUUCUCUGAAAAUACUAAACAACUACUUGGAAAUGUUAAAAUUUUGCUUCCCCCUCCCUUUUCAAGUAAUGUAACAUAGAAUAGUAUCUAGGUAGUAUGUCUAAUGCUAAAUUACAAAAUAACAAAUCUGAUGUAUCUCCUAAAUAUGUAAAAGUGAUACAUUCUGGCUUUGAUUUAAUUCAAUAUAACAAUUAUUUGGGUUCCAUUAGUAUUAGACUCCACAUAUGAGAUAUCCUUUACCUCUAACAAAACAUAAUAGAUAUAUUUUUGUGAAGAAUUAUACAAGUGUUCUCUUAACAUGGGGUGGGGGGGAUGAGCAAAAAUAUUAUAAUUUUAAAAGCAAAAGUGUGGAUAGGUUUUCAUAUUAUAUAAUGUCUUAAUUUAAAAGAUGUUUACUGGUGUUAUCUGACAGUGCUGGUAUUUCUAGCUUUAUAGUUUGUGCUAAUAUACUCUUUUAUUUAAUAAGUAUAUCCAGGAAGCUGCAGGUAAAAACAACUAUUGUGUGUUAGGUUUCCAAGCAAGGUACAUAGAUUAAUUUAUGUAGGGUAUGAUAUCACAGUUUGGCAUCCCUGUCCUCGAACAGACUUUACAUAUAAGAUUGUUUUAUUAUUUCAUUUUUUUCUUACAAAGAUUUUUCUGGUAUUGUACUUGUCGGAACUUUAUGUUCACCAUAAAAUCUAGGUCACAUCUUGAAUAUUAAAUUCUGUAUAAAGUGAUGGACCUUUUUUCCUCAUCUUAAACUUCAUGGCCUGCUUUUGGGGGCAUGCUUGUUUUCUUUUUAGGUAUGACUUUUUAGUCUGUCACGGACAGGAAUCCCUGAGAUUUUCAUAUUCUGCAUUUUCUUGUGCAUGGUGUUAGUUUUAAUGUAACUGUUAAGAAAAAAGGGGGAAAAGCUGCUUUAUCGAAAUACAAGUCCACAGCAUUCAUGCUGCAUGCUCUGUGUGUUCCACUUGCAAACACUGCAUGCUGCAUACUUGUAUUUCUUUGAGAAUGAGAGUGUAGAAGACACAAAAAGAAAUAGAAUCUAUUUUGCCAAUAGUUGGAACAGAUGGAAGGGAAUGUUCAAGGUAACACUUUUUUUUCCCUGUUAUUAAUUAAUUUAAUAUUUCUCAAAAGAUGAGAGAGAAGAACUUCAUAUUUAAACACAAAGUAGCUGCAAAUCAGCUUCUAAACUGUCACUGACAUUAGCAUCUAGAUUUUAUAGUUUUAAAAAAAUCUUUAAAAGUAUUUAUUUACUAAGAAAACAUUGCAUUAAUGCAUGAUGCAAAAAAAGGAUAAAUUCUUUAAAUUGGAAUGCAGUUUAAAGUGACUGAAUUUUCCAAUUUCAUCUACUGCAUUUGAUGAGGAUAUAAAUUCUGGAAAAUGGAACUGGUAUCAUCUAACUGCUCCAGGUUCUUCAGAACUUAGGGUAGCAAAGAAAAUCUUCCACGUGGCUGAAUGUAGAGCACCUUAUUGAUGAAUGACAUAUUUAUUGUGCUCUUGAAACUUGACAACCACACAUUAUUUUGGGGGUGUGUAAUUUUUGUUUAGUUUCCAAUUAUUCUAAUACAUUCUUUAUCUUAACAAUAGAAUAUUGGCACUUUGAUUUUAAUUAUAAAAAUGUUAAUUUUUAGCAUAUCAUUUCUUAUACUUUUAAAUGUAACAAUUUCAAAUCCAUUUAUCCAUUACCCCAUUUUAAAAAAAUUAAAAUUUAUCAUUCCAAUUUAAAACAUGGCCUGUUUAGAUAUUGGUAAAGAUUCAUUUUAGACUUUUACAACAGUUUCAGUGGCCUAAUAAGUCUUGCCUAUUCUUUUUUUCAGGCCAUGAACUUUCUAUUUUGUUUCUUAUAGAAGAUACUACAGUACUUCUAAAAUUACAGGAAUGACUACAACUUCUAAUUUACUCUGAAAAAUACAGGAUUUGCCUCUGAAGCAGGGAGUGUCUGCAUUAAAAAUGACCUGUAGUUCUCUGCUUCAUAGAUGCUUCUUCAGCUCCUUCCUCUUCCUCCAUGGGCGGUGCUUGCAGCUCCUUUACCACCUCUUCCAGCCCUACCAUUUAUUCUACCUCAGUCACCGACAGCAAGGCUAUGCAAGUGGAGAGCUGCUCCUCAGCCGUGGGGGUAAGUAACAGAGGGGUAAGUGAAAAGCAGUUAACCGGUAACACAGUCCAGCAGCAUCCGCCAACACCGAAGCGGCACACAGUCCUGUACAUCUCGCCGCCACCUGAGGACUUGCUGGAUAACAGCCGGAUGUCCUGCCAGGAUGAGGGCUGUGGACUGGAGUCUGAGCAGAGCUGCAGUAUGUGGAUAGAGGAUUCUCCCUCCAACUUCAGUAACAUGAGCACCAGUUCCUACAAUGAUAACACGGAGGUACCACGAAAAUCACGAAAACGAAACCCAAAGCAGAGGCCAGGGGUCAAACGGCGAGAUUGUGAAGAAUCCAACAUGGAUAUAUUUGAUGCUGACAGUGCCAAAGCACCUCAUUAUGUGCUUUCCCAGCUUACCACGGACAGCAAAGGCAACUCAAAAGCAGGAAAUGGAACAUUGGAAAAUCAGAAAGGAGCUGGAGCAAAGAAGAGUCCUAUGUUGUGUGGACAGUAUCCUGUUAAAAGUGAGGGAAAAGAACUGAAGAUAGUAGUUCAACCUGAGACCCAGCAUAGAGCUAGGUAUCUGACUGAGGGCAGCCGUGGUUCAGUGAAAGAUAGAACACAACAAGGUUUCCCUACUGUAAAGCUGGAAGGACACAAUGAACCUGUAGUGCUACAAGUGUUUGUGGGUAAUGACUCUGGUCGAGUGAAACCACAUGGGUUUUAUCAGGCCUGUAGAGUAACUGGUAGAAAUACAACUCCUUGCAAAGAAGUUGAUAUUGAAGGCACUACAGUUAUAGAAGUUGGCCUUGACCCUAGCAACAACAUGACAUUGGCGGUGGAUUGUGUAGGGAUCUUGAAACUCAGAAAUGCUGAUGUUGAAGCUAGAAUAGGAAUUGCUGGUUCCAAGAAAAAAAGUACUCGAGCCAGAUUGGUGUUUCGAGUUAACAUCACACGGAAAGAUGGCUCAACUUUAACACUACAAACACCUUCCUCUCCAAUUCUGUGUACUCAGCCAGCAGGAGUACCAGAGAUCUUAAAGAAAAGCCUUCAUAGUUGCUCAGUAAAAGGAGAGGAAGAAGUCUUUCUUAUAGGCAAAAAUUUUCUGAAGGGAACUAAAGUUAUCUUCCAAGAAAAUGUCUCUGAUGAAAACUCUUGGAAGUCAGAAGCUGAAAUAGACAUGGAAUUAUUUCAUCAGAAUCAUCUUAUUGUGAAGGUGCCUCCAUAUCAUGACCAAUAUAUAACCUUGCCUGUGUCUGUGGGAAUAUAUGUAGUGACCAAUGCUGGAAGAUCCCAUGAUGUUCAGCCAUUCACCUACACUCCAGAUACAGCUAAUGCUUUGAAUGUAAAUGUGAAGAAGGAAAUGUCCAGCCCAGCAAGACCUUGUUCUUUUGAAGAGGCUAUAAAAGUAAUGAAAGCUACUAGUUGUAACCUAGAUAAGGUAAAUAUUCUUCCUAGUGCCUUGAUCACUCCACUCAUGUCAAGCAGUAUGAUUAAGAAUGAAGAUGUUACUCCAAUGGAAGUAACAGCAGAAAAAAGAUCUUCUCCUGUCUUUAAGGCAACAAAGGCAGUUGGAUCAACUCAGCAAACAUUAGAAAAUAUCUCUAACAUAUCCGGAAGUGGAUCUUUUUCAUCAUCAUCUUCCCACUUACCUCCUGAAAAUGAAAAGCAGCAGCAAAUUCAGUCUAGUAAAGUGUACAACCCAGAGACUUUGACAACUCUGCAGACACAAGACAUUUCACAAUCAGGGACUUUUUCAGCAGGUCCUGCUGCUGGCCAGCUGGCCAGCAGCGAUGCACUGUUGCAGCAGGCGACCCAGUUUCAGAGCAGAGAGCCCCAAUCGAGAGAGGUGUUGCAGUCCGAGGGCACUGUGGUGAAUUUGUCUCAGUUGACUGAGGCAUCACAGCAACAGCAGCCGUCACCCCUGCAAGAACAAGGACAGACUUUGCAACAACAGAUUUCAUCCAACAUUUUCUCACCAUCAAACAGUGUGAGUCAGUUACAAAAUACCAUACAGCAGUUACAAGCUGGAAAUUUUACAGCCGGUGCUGCCAGCAGCAGCAGUGGAAAUGUGGAUUUGGUCCAGCAAGUCCUGGAGGCCCAGCAGCAGUUAUCUUCAGUUUUGUUUUCUGCUUCAGAUGGUAAUGAGAAUGUCCAGGAACAGCUUAGUGCUGACAUUUUUCAGCAAGUCAGUCAAAUUCAAAACACUGUAAGUCCUGGAAUAUUUUCUUCAACAGAACCAGCUGUCCAUGCCAGGCCAGAUAAUUUAAUGCCUGGAAGAGCUGAAAAUGUUCACUCCCAAGCUGAAAAUACAUUAUCCAGUCAACAGCAGCAGCAGCAGCAACAGCAACAGCAGCAGCAGCAGCAAGCGAUGGAAUCAUCAGCAGCCAUGGUGAUGGAAAUGCAGCAGAGUAUCUGCCAGGCAGCUGCCCAAAUGCAGUCUGAGUUAUUCUCUUCAACUGCCUCUGCCAAUGGAAACCUCCAACAAUCUCCAGUUUACCAGCAAGCAUCACAUAUGAUGAGUGCAUUAUCUACCAAUGAGGACAUGCAAAUGCAAUGUGAAUUGUUCUCUUCUCCUUCAGUUUCUGGGAAUGAAACUUCUACUACUACAACACAGCAAGUUGCAACACCAGGUCCUACCAUGUUUCAGACUUCAAAUUCCACAGAUGGAGAAGAGACAGGAGGACAAGUAAAACAAAUACAGAACAAUGUAUUUCAGACUAUGGUACAGAUGCAGCACAGUGGAGAAAAUCAACCUCAAGUCAACCUUUUUUCAUCUACCAAAAAUAUGAUGGCUGUUCAGAACAGUGGUACUCAACCACAGGGUAAUGGUUUGUUCCAGCAGAGUAAUGAGAUGUUGUCUCUUCAGUCUGGGAGCUUUAUACAGCAGCCUUCUCAUUCACAGGCUCAGCUUUUUCACCCACAAAAUUCUAUCGGAGAGGCUCAGAAUAUAUCCCAGGAAACUCAAGGUUCUCUUUUUCACAGCCCAAGUCCCAUUGUCCACAAUCAAACUUCCACUUCACCCUCUGAGCAGUUGCAAUCUUCGAUGUUUCAUUCCCAGGGUACCAUGGCUGUACUACAAGGCUCGUCUGUUCCUCAAGACCAGCAGCCAACCAACUUGUUCCUUUCUCAGAGUUCUAUAAAUACACUUCAGAAUAACACAGUGUCUCAAGAAGAACAGAUCUCAUUUUUUACUACACAGAACUCCAUUUCUCCCCUCCAGCCAGCACCCAGCACUGAGCAACAAACAGCUUUUCAACAACAGACACAGAUAUCCCAUAUUCAGUCACCUAUGCUUGCCCAAGAACAGGCCCAACCCUCUCAGCAGGGUUUGUUUCAGUCUCCAGUAUCUUUAGGUGCUCUUCCACCAAAUUCAAUGGCCCAGAGCCAACAAGGGACAAUCUUCCAAGCUCAGCAUUCAAUGGUAGCCAUCCAGAAUAGCUCUUCAUCCCAAGAUCCACAACAACAGCAGCAGCAGCAACAACAGCAGCAACAGCAGCAGCAACAACAGAAUAUUUUAUUCAGUAACCAGAAUACCAUGGCUACAAUGGCAUCCCCAAAGCAACCGCCACCAAAUAUGAUUUUCAACCCAAAUCAGAAUCCACUGGCCAACCAAGAACAGCAGAACCAGUCUAUAUUUCACCCACAAAAUAACAUGGCAUCGAUGAAUCAAGAACAACAGCCCAUGCAGUUUCAGAACCAGAACACAGUUUCUUCCCUUCAGACCCCAGGAUCCACCCAGGCUGAGCCACCCCAGCCAUCUUUAUUCCAUACCUCUCCCCAGAUUCAGCUGGUUCAAGGGUCACCUAGUUCACAAGAGCAGCAAGUCACACUCUUCAUCUCUUCGGCUUCCAUGUCUGCCUUGCAGACCAGUAUGAACCAGCCAGACCUGCAGCAGCCUCCUCUCUACUCUCCUCAAAACAACAUGCCAGGAAUCCAGGGAGCUGCAGCUUCACCUCCACAGCAGACUAAUUUAUUUCACAACACAACGGGAGGCUCGAUGAACCAAUUGCAGAAUUCUCCUGGCGCAUCUCAACAAACUUCAGGAAUGUUUUUAUUUGGCAUUCAGAAUAAUUGUGGCCAGCUUUUAACUCCUGGACCAGCAACAUUGCCAGAUCAGCUAAUGGCUAUAAGUCAGCCAAGUCAGCCUCAAAAUGAGGGUCAGCCACCUGUGACAACACUUCUGUCUCAGCAAAUGCCAGAAAAUUCUUCACUAUCAUCAUCUAUAAACACCAACCAGAACAUUGAAAAGAUUGAUUUGCUUGUUUCAUUGCAAAACCAGGGGAACAACUUGACUGGCUCAUUUUAACUGCAUAUGAAAAUUCUGUGAAGAAAAACCCAGUUCCAAGAUGCUCUUGGAGCUUGUGACUACAAUUGUAUUAAAGUGUAUGGAAUUAAGUUGCUCUAUAAAAAAAAAAAUUACACCAAAAAACUAUGUUUGACUAAAUAUAUAGAUUUUAUCCUCCCUGCAGAAGCACAUUUGUGCUACUUAUUGCAGUGAUUAAUCAAUAAUAUUGUCAUAUUCCAUAUUCCUAAUAGCAAUAAUGACUAAGGAUUUAUGUUUUAUGUUCCCAUUCAGUAAAUGUAAUUGUUAUCUCUUCCUAAGCACAGUGCCUCUAUAAGGCACAGUAUGAAUUCAAGUCUAGUCCACUUGGUCAUUAUUGCUAUUAGAAAAUAACUCAUAAUGUCAUUUUACUUUUUAUUUGUUCGUUAUUUUUCUUUCCCACAUCUUUUCUGUUAAGAUUUCUAUAAAAAGGAUAUCCAUAACUGAAGUUGAUAUCAUCCAAGUAAAAAGCACAGCUGUUGGUCAAAGUAAAAGAAUCAUGUUGUCAGUUUUCAUGGAGAGCCUGAGGAGCUUACCCAGUGACAAGCUGUAGUAGUAAUACUUAGAGAGGACAAAUCUGUCUGUGUAAGCAGACACCCUGUUUGUGAAACUGGGCAUGGCUGAAUGUUUUAAGGCUCCA
This is a messenger RNA of Sarcophilus harrisii (Tasmanian devil), 7101 nucleotides long. It is a transcript of the gene NFAT5, whose product is annotated as nuclear factor of activated T cells 5. The coding region runs from base 2061 to 6446 and encodes 1461 amino acids. Gene Ontology annotation, biological process: calcineurin-NFAT signaling cascade; regulation of transcription by RNA polymerase II; cytokine production. Gene Ontology annotation, cellular component: transcription regulator complex. Lineage: Eukaryota; Metazoa; Chordata; Mammalia; Dasyuromorphia; Dasyuridae. The record is from RefSeq and is a predicted model, not a curated record. Gene Ontology annotation, molecular function: transcription factor binding; DNA-binding transcription factor activity, RNA polymerase II-specific; RNA polymerase II cis-regulatory region sequence-specific DNA binding. The transcript has 14 exons.